AUGUCCACCCCAUCGGCAUUGCCCGUCAAUGCGGGCGAUCCCCAACCGAACGACUCUGCGCCCGCUACCACCCCAGCAGAAAAUGUAAAGACGGCGACGACGAGCGCAACGCCUGCCCCAGAGACACCAGCGCAGUCUGCAGAUAAGCCACAAGCGCAGCCCCAGCAACCGAAACAAGCAAUUGACGAUGAUGAUGACGACGACGAAUCGGACCUGGAUGAAUUGGAUGAUGUGCUCGAUGACUUCAACAAGCCGAAACCGGCCCCCGCCCCCGCCCCUGCCCCUAGCGCUUCAUCUCAACCUGCGAUUGCGCCAGAAGCCAACGACUUCGACGAAGAAACCUUCAUGAAAUUGCUUGAGAAAGACAUGGCGAACAUGAUGGGCCACGCUGCCAAGGAGUCCGGGACAUCGGACGACAAGGGCUUCGAAGACACCAUCAACCAGGGCGCGGACGCCUUCACGAAGCAACUGGAGGAGAGCGGGAUUCCGCCCGGUGACUUCAUCAAGCAGCUCCUGGCGGAUGUGAUGGCUGAAGAAGAGGGUGGAGAUGCCACCGCUAAAGCCGCAGGAGCUGCACCAUCUACCGGCAGUGCUGGGUCUUCAUCUGGUGGAGCUGGAGCUAGGGCGCCGCCGCCUGAGUCGUUUAAUGAUGCUAUCCAGCAGACGAUGAACCGUAUGAAGGAGUCCGGAGACAAAGCUACGGCGGCAGCGUCAGAAGAUGAUCCGAACGAUCUCAUGGCGCAGCUGAUGAAGGCCGUUGCACUUAAUGUAGAUGGUGAGGAGGAGGACGGAGGUUUUAUGAAUCUAGUUUCUUCGUUGAUGGAGCAGUUGUCGAACAAGGAAAUGCUGUAUGAGCCUAUGAAGGAGCUGAAUGGGAAGUUUGGGCCCUGGCUGCUGGAGAACAAGGGCAAUAAGAAGUUUACCGAUGAGGAAUGGGAGCGGUUUGAGAAGCAAGCGGCUAUUUCGUCGCAGAUUGUGGCCAAAUUUGAAGAGCCAGGUUACACGGAUGAAGAUCCUAAGUGUCGCGAGUAUGUGUGGCAGAAGAUGCAGGAGAUGCAAGCUGCCGGAAGUCCGCCGGAAGAACUCGUCGCGAAUCCAUUUGGGGAGGAAAACACAGGCCCCGGUGGUAUGCCGGACUGCCCCCAGCAAUAG
Aspergillus oryzae RIB40 is the source of this 1152-nucleotide messenger RNA. It is a transcript of the gene pex19, whose product is annotated as putative peroxisomal membrane protein receptor Pex19. The coding region runs from base 1 to 1152 and encodes 383 amino acids. Lineage: Eukaryota; Fungi; Ascomycota; Eurotiomycetes; Eurotiales; Aspergillaceae. The transcript has 3 exons. Gene Ontology annotation, cellular component: peroxisome; peroxisomal membrane. Gene Ontology annotation, biological process: protein import into peroxisome membrane. The record is from RefSeq and is a predicted model, not a curated record.